AUGCUGGAAUUCCACGAGGGGCGGGCGGCACGGCAGGGGCGCGCGAGCGCGGAUCGCCCGCGCGGCGAGACCGCGGUGAACUGUCCCUUUCCGUCGCCGCGAGGUCCUCUGGCGCGCUCCGAGACGCCGGCAGCAGCCGUCCACGCCCGCGACGAGAGGCGCAGCCGACAGGAGAGAGAGAGUGCGCGGCUCCGCGGCGGCGCCUGUAUCUUCCCCCCGCCGUUCAUCCCCUUCCCCGCGACCUCCGCCGCCGCCGCGAACUUCUUUCCGCUGCCUGCCUUUGUGCCCGCCCCCCCCGCCGGCGCCUUUCCGUACCCUUCACCGUUCUAUCCGCCGCUGCCCUUCGUCCCACCACUCCCCGCCACGGCCUUCGCCGCGCCCUGCACGCGCCGCCCUAGCUUCGCAGACCAAAACGACGCACGCGGUGCGAACGCCGCGGAGCGAGGCGGAGGGAGCAGCGGCGGCGGCGACCCCCGCUUCCGUCCGCCGCGGCCGUUGACGGCGCCGGAGGCCAAGAAGGAGGAAGCGAAGAAGGAAGUGAAAAAGUACGAAGAUCCGCGGCGCAAACCGCGCAAGGAGAAGAAACGCGACUCCAUCAGUCCGUGGCCUGGCGGCGCAGCUUCGGCCUUCGCGUCGUCGCCUGCAGCCUCAGGCGCGGACGCCGCGGCGAGCGAGAAACAACCAGAGGGGAGAGAGGAGGCGUCACAAGCAGACAGCGAGGCGACCCAGCGGACGCAGCUCGAUGCUGGAGAUCCCUGGGCGCGUCUGCCGGCGCCGGCGCCGGUUGCCUCGGCGACGCCGUUCGCAGCGUCCUCCCCUCCUUCUUCGCCUUCUGCGGCUUCGGUCGCCUGUGAUCACCCUGCGGCGUCGCCGCUGCCUCUCUCGAGUUCGCGCGCCGCCUCCGCCUCUGCCUCCGCGUCUUCCACGCCGCUCUCUCGCGCGUCUCCCGCGAUCGGGGGCGCCUUCCCCUGCCCGCGUCUCUCUCGUGAGGCGCGCCACAGUCAGCGCAGCCGCGCGGGGAGCCAGCAGGCAGAGGGGAAGGACGGUUUUCUCAUUGUCAACCCGCGGAAGCGCUUCGGGCAGCACACCACAGCGAGGCCCUCCGCGCCGGCAUGUAUCUCCGCGCCGGCAUGUAUCUCCGCGCCGGCAUGUAUCUCCGCGCCGGCAUCUGUCUCCGCGCCGGCAUCUGUCUCCGCGCCGUCGGGGUGCGAGGAGUCGGCGAGGGCGAGUCUCUCGUCGAGCGCGCAGAGUUCGCCUCCUCCGCCCGCGGUGACUACGCUCGUCUCGUCGGGAGUGUCUUGUGGCGAGCUUCGGCGUCGCGCGUCCUACGGCGCGCCGCCCUUCGCCUCGGUUGCUUCGCCCUCGGCGCCGCCGCUGCCCAAAUCAGGUUCUCAGCCGUGUGCGGCCUCGGCCUGGGAGCGCGCGCCGCUGGCGGGCGUGAGUUCCUCUCUGUCGUCGGGCGUCUGCGCCCCCUCCUCGGCGUCGCGCGUCGCUGAGAAGCCUCUCGCGGCUUCCUCACAUGGUGCAGCGCCCGUUCCCGCCGUUCCUUCGGAGAAAGAGGCGAAGACGCCGUCGAUUCUCUCCCUCGCUCGCGUCGGCGUCUCGCUGGAGCGACAGAAGGAGACGCCGUCUUCCGUGGGGUUGUCACCCCUCGCGUGGGUGGCACCCUCUGCGCACUCCUCGUCUGCACUGUCGUCUCCUUCGUGUGUUCCCUCGUCUUCUUCCGCCGCGUUUUUGCUGCGCGCCUCUUCGCUCUCUUCGCGGUCUACCUCGCCCGGGGAGCGACGGCGGGCUGCGCCGAAAAGCGAGCGGGAGAAGGAGGAGAGACACCGAGAGAGAGGUCUGCCGACAGAGGAGGAGAACAAGGACGCGCGCAAGAAGGAGAAGGAGCGCGCGCGAAAACAGAGGAAGAAAGAGGAGAAGCGAAGCGAGCGCGAGGCGAGCAAGCGCCGCGAAAAGAGGAGGGAAAGUCGCGCGGAGAGGGAGAACGAGAGUAGCAAAGAGAAGACGGAGGCGCAACACAACUCGCCCCGGACGAGUCGAGACAAGACGCAGAGAGAGAAGCGCACUUCAAAAGACAGCAGCAGAGACUCAGAGAGACAUUCGCGCAAACCAGAAAGAGACGAAAAGAAGCUGACCAAGCGAGGCGAGUCGCCCUUUCCUCCGCAGUCUUCCGCACCUACAUCUGGCGCCAGGGAUGUCGCCGCCACGGCGUCAAGAGUCUCGUCAUAUCCCGCUCCUCGGCGCUCUGGCGCUGGAGUGGAAACUUCCACGUCGCCGCUUUCUUCUCUCUCUUCUCGCCCCUCUCCCGUGCCGCGUUCGGCGCCUUCGGCGCUCGCUUCCGCAGACAGAGACAGACAGUCGUCGAGUUUGGGGGCCUCUUCGGGUUCUGCUUCUUCCGCCUUUUCCCGGCCGCCCGGAGCCCACGCGGCGCUCGCGACACACGCCUCGGGUGCACCCUUCUCUUCUCCCCGAUCUUUCUCUUCUUCCUCCUCGUAUUCGUCUUCUUCGUUGACUCCUCCGGAUUGCGCGCCGUUGUCGGUCUCGCAGGCGUUUGCGUCGCCUGCGUCUGCUUCCGCGUCGGCUUCAGAUUCCGCGUCGCCAGCCUUUCUCUCCCCGUUUUCUUCGCCCUUCUCCGCCCCGCUGCGCCCGUGGCUCAGCGUGGGCGACUCGCCGUAUGCGCUCGCGCGCAGAGGAGAGAAAGCGAAACAGCGACGAGGCGACGGCGCGCGAGAUCUAGAGCGCGAGCGGAAGAAGAUUCACAGGCGCCGCGAAGACAAGAAGAGAGAGAGAGAAGAGGCGAAGGAGGCGAAGGAGGCGAAGGAGGCGAAGGAGGCGAAGGAGAGAGAGGUUGCCGCGGAGAGCGGCCGCAGCAGCGCGUCGGUUUUUGCGUCUCCAAAACGCGGCCUUCCUCAGGACUCGAAUCGCCACUUCCGGUUCGCGAGAUGCUCGCACUCCUGGAUAGACGACGAGAAGGAAGAAGGAGAGAUUGACGAGGAUGAGGACUUCGCCUUCGAGCUCCCUGUGGACGCGAAGCCGCGCGCGGCCGAGUCCUCACCAGAGGACGAGCGCGCGAAGAAGCAUAAAGAGAAGAAGGAGCGAGCGCGCGAAGCGGGAGACGGCGGCGACGCUGGCAGCGAGAAGAGAGAAGACCGGAAGAAGCACGCGCGCCAGACGCCCCGGGGGGGCGAGGUGACAGGCGGCAGAGCGAGCGGAGCACGCGAGAGAGAGGACGAGGAGGAAAGGAGGCGGCGAAAAGAAGAGAGACGAAAGAGACGGGAGAGACAGGAGGACGAGACGCCGAAGCGGCCGCCGCGACCCGGCAACGAGCGCGACGUCUGCGGGCGGCGCGAGCGGCACAGAAAGAGCCGCGAGCACAGAAACAGCGGAAGGGGAAAGCCCGCUGGCCCCGAACGCAGCGCCGGUUGCGGGAUGGCGCCAUCCUCGAAUCGUUGGCGGCAGGCAGCGAAUGAAGAGUCGUCUCCGGCGUCCGCAGCGGCCGCUUUGUCGCUUGCGGGCGACGUGCCUCCUCCUGACUGGCGGCUGAGGCGAGCAGACGCAGCCUCCCGUCCUUUUGACUCGUGUGCCUCGACGAGGCCAGCCGCUGGGUCUCGCGCUGCAGAGGCGCCUGCUGCGCGGCUGGACGCCUCGUCUGCGUUGGCCUCACCGUCAGCCGAGUCUCUCUCGCCUGUUUGUCCUGCAUCAGCUCACGCGGUCGCGUCGGCCUCGUCGCACAGCCCCUCCGCCGCCCCAGUUUCUGCUGCUUCGUCGUCUGCCUUCGUUUCGCCCUGCGCGUCGUCUUGUGCAUCGUCUCACAGCUCGCUCGAAGCGCAGACGCGCGAGACGCGCCGUCAACCAGACACGCCGCAGAGGCCCGCACAGGUACAUUCAGAUCCUCUGCAGCCGGCUGAGGAGCUUUCUUCUCUCCCUUCCUCCGGUGUGGCUUCGCCGUUGUCGCGCCGGCUUGCUCCACAGGGCGCGACUGCCCUCGGUGCGGCGUCUUCGGGUCCCAGUGCGUGGUCGUCCGCGUCGGCUUCGCGAGCGCCGCGCGCCUCGCCUCUCUUUCCCUCCUCACCGCCCUCAGUGUUGCCUGCCGACGCGGAUCUCGGCUCCUCCUUGCGUGCCUCUCCUGGCUGCGCCGCGACGGGCGAGAGGCGCUCGCAGGCGCCGAGCGGAAAAGCGGAGGAGAAAGACCGUGUGCGGGUCUUGCAGGCCCGCAAAAGAAGCGAGAGACUGCCGAGAGCGCACGCCACUUCCUUUGGGUCGGCGGACGCGCCAGACUCGCCCUUUCCUCCUCCUUUCGGCGCCCUCGUGCGCGGAACUCCGGAAGACGGCAGCCUCGCGCAGGCGGCUUCUCGCACGCGCCCUUCCUUGAGCCAGCUGCAGAGGAAAGAGCGCGCGAAAUGUGCGCCGUCAGACUCCUGCUGUUCGUCUUCCUCUCCUGCUUCUUCGUGUUGUUCUUUCUCUUCUUCCUCUUCGUCUGAGUCCAGUUGCUCCUCUCCCUUUUCUUCUGCGCCGUCGUCGCCCUCGAGCCGCAGCGAGCUCUCUGCUGCAUCGCCUGCCUCUGUCUGCCUCUCGUCGCCGCGUCAGUCUCCCGACGUUUCGACCUCGGCCUCUUUUUCGUCUCCCUCGCCCUUUCUGUCCUUCUCGGCGCGGGCGUCGCCGGGCGCUGCCUCCGCCUUCUCAGCUCUCUCCCCGGUCUGCGUCGCCGCGGCGUGCCCUCCCGCGUCUGCUUCGGGCUGGCAACGCGGAGAAAAGAAAGCUGCGCAGGAGACGAAGGGCGCGGCCGCGGGUGCGUUUUCUUCCUCGCCCUCCGCUGCAAGCUUCGCCGCCCCGUGCGCCUGGGCUCUUCCUCGCGCCUCGGCGGCGGCCGCUGAGGCGCGCCCCCCGCUCGCGCGCGAGCGGAAGACGGGCAAGGAGGAGAAGAAAGAAGCCGCGAAACCCGACUCCGCAGAGAGCGGUGGCGCCGCUGCAGGGCCCUCUGGAGAGGGCGAAGAGGCGGCCGACUCGGGUAGGGGGGGCGACAGAGGAGCCGCGCAGGAGGAGGCGCGGAGCGGUGAGCGCGGCGGCAGGCGAUGCGACUCCGAGCCGCAGGGCGAAAGGGAGAGCGACGAGAGCGAGCGAGAGGAGAAUCGCGCGCCUGGCUCUCUCGAGGAGAAUCGCGCGCCUGGCUCUCUCGACUCGACGGCGGGCUCGUUGUCUUGUCCCGUGCUGUGCAGCAGCCUCCCACACGAGGCGAUUCGGCUUGCGGCGUUCCGAGGCACGACGCGACAAGACGCGAGGAGCCUCGCUUCGCUGUCGCCCUCGUCCUCCGCCGCCGACUCGUCCCUCCCGGCGUUCACGUCGCCAACGACGGGGCUCAAGGGGAAGCCGCGCGGGCGCGAGGCGAGUAGUAGUGAGCCGUCGGGCGCGGAGAGUGUCUGGUUUUCUUCGCUGGAGGCGCGAACGGCGGAAGAGAAGCAGACGCCGGAGGCGCUUUCCUCCCUCACGUCCUCGCGUUUCUCGCUCUCAUCGCCGGCGCGCUCGCUGCCGCCUCGCACGUCGUUCCCUCCCGCGGCCGCGAGCCCUGGCGGCGCCGCGGAGGCCUCGAGUGUGUGCCUCUCGCGCGUCUCCUCCUCCGCCUCGUCAUCCUCCGCCUCGUCACCCUCCACCUCGUCAGCCUCCACCUCGUCAUCCUCCGCCUCGUCACCCUCCACCUCGUCACCCUCCGCCUUUUCGUCUUUUUCCUCUUCGCUCCCUGCUUCGCUGGCCGCUUCGCCUGCACCCUCGAGCUCUCCGAGGACCUCCUUCGCCUCCACGCUGCAGACCUCGUCUUCCCUUUCUUCGCCCUGCCUGCAGAGAUCCGUCAAGGCGGCUGCAGCCGCGGCGGUCGCGGCCCUGCGCCGGUCGCGGGCGCGGGGGGCGGGACAGCCACGCCUGCGAGACAGACGGGAGCCUUCGGAGACAGAGAGACCGGGAGCCGCGGCCGCGGGUCGCGAGCGCCGGGCGGCUGAAGAAGAGCCUGACAGCGGGGAAGAAGAGACUCGGCUCGCCUCAGAAACGUGGACGCGAGAGGAGGAGGAACGCGCCCGCGACGCGAAGGCUGCGCUGGAGAGAGAGGCGAAGCCGAGACGAGUGGAAGACAGUUCGACAGAGGCUGGCGGAGACGUGGGGAGCGAGGAAGCCGCAGCGGAGCGAAGAGCCAAGACUCUGCCCUGCGACGACGAUGAGACGGAAGACGACAGUAGACGCGAAGGCGCGACAAUGAGUGAAGUGAAAUUGAGGGAAACGUUGAAAAAGAGGGGUACCGAGAAGCGCACAAAGCGCCCCCUCGAGCAGAGUGAGACUCCGAGACCGAUUCAUGAAGGCGCGGAGCCGCAGAAGCAGAAACGCGCCAAGGCCGCAAUGCUGGAGAGGGAGGUGAUGGCAGAAGAGAGGGGAGAGAGCUUAAGCGCGAAGAGACGCGCGCGCGCGACUGAGCGACCGACUGCGGCUGAAGAAGAGGCCUCGGCGCCCGCAGAGCGAGACGACAAGAGAGGCGGAAGCCAGCGAGGCGACGACGCAGUUGCCGAGGAGACGCUGGAGGCAGACUCUGAGAAAGCCGAGAGGGCGGGGAACAGCUUUCGAGCGUGCCCGAAGCAAGACGCCGAGAGGCUCGCAGAGCGCGCGGAAGACCGACAGAGACCUGCCGGGGAGAUGCAUGAGGCAGGCGAGGAGAGCGAACUGCGCAGUGCAGCUGACGCGGCGGAGCCCAGGGUGAGACGCGACGAAGUCGAGUCUGCCCCAACGGGAGCGGACGUGCCUCAAGCGGCGGCCCCAAGCGAUGCAGAGGCGCAGAAAAAUGUGAAAAAAUCGGCGGCAGAGGGAGAGAGCGCACACCAGGAGGCGGGUGGAAACGGAAAUGAAGCGAGGCAAGGAGAGGACUUGGGAAGCGCAAAGAAAGAGCGAGAGGACGCGGAAAGCGACGCGUUGAACACAGACGCCGUCGAGCGCGCCGGCGAGAGUGCAAAGAUAGGGUGCCGCAAUAGAAAGAAGACCCGCGAGACGUCCCUCCCUGUGUCUCCUUUAUCUGCUUCGCCUUCUGUUCGGGCGUCUCCGCUUCUCGCUGCUGCUGAUUCUUCCUCGACCUGCCGUGAAGAGAGAGAGACAGCGCGCAUGCCGUUGUGUGUCUCACCGUCGUUGUCAGCUUUGCCUCCGCCUCCAGCGUUUGCUUCCGCUUCUGUAUCAUCUCCGUCGUGCGACGGAAAAGAAGAGAGCAAGACAACUCCAAGCGUUCGCUCGGGAGCCUCAGCUGCGCAGCAGGCGGCGCGCGGCGCGGCGGAAGAAGAAAAGAACGCGAGCGAGCCGAGGCAGGAAAGCGAAGAGGCAGCGACCGCGGCGAAGCCCGCGCAGGCUGGAGAGGCUGAGAGAAAGGCUCAGGGUGAGGCUGAGGACGAAGGAACGACGCAGAAGCCGAGGAAGAUGGCGAAGCGGAGGAAGGCGGAACGACAGCAGACUGAAGGGGGAGUUGGAGACGCGCGCGCGGGACAAGAGGCGCCGACCUCGAGGCUGAGUGAGGAAGACGUGAGGAGCGCCUCCUUCGUCGUCGACCUCACCGCCGACGUGGAGACAGAGGCCCCAGAAGAAGCCGCCCGAAAGAAACAAAAAAAGGAGAAGAAGGCGAAGCAGAGAGACGAGCGGCGAGCGCGAGCCGAGCUGGAGCUGCACGAGGCUACCCCGGUUGACGCAGAGCAAGGGGAGGAGGCGAAAGAAAAGGCGGAGAGGGAUGCGGACGUGAAGAAGGAGUCGGCCGCAGCGGCGCAGAGUAAGCCGGUCAGGGACGACCGAACUGAAGAAGGCAGUGCGGCGGGCGAAGAGAACGGGAAGAAAAAGAAGGAAAAGAAGCUGAAAAAGGAGCAAGCGCGGGCCGCGAGCCGCGGGCUCACCGGAGAAGAAGGCGAAGUCGGGAGAGAAGAAGGUCCCAGCCGAGGGCAGACGGCAAAGCGGUCCCAGACUGAAGGCGAACCUACAGAGGGACAGGAACAAACGUCUGACGGCGAGAGAGGAGGGGAGGCCGAGGGGGAGGGAAAAGCUGCUGUCGACAGGGAGAGCCGUGACCUCAAAGACCUGCCGAAUCGAAGAGAGACAAAUGCGAAGAGUCCACAGCCCGCGCCCGAGGCCAAAAGCGAGCAGGCCCUGGUCGUCGAACUCUGCGAAGCACCCCCGUGCGGGGAAUCCCAGCGCGAAGAGACUCGCGGCGAGGACCUGCCCGUCGCCCGUCCAGCGGCUCGCGCGGCGAACGCGGUGUCUUUUUCUUCCUCCUCUUGUUCCUCUUCUGUGUGUUCGCCGGCGCUUCUGGGCGAGAGUCUGAAGCGCCGUGAGGCGCGGAAAGUUCAGUGGACCGCGGCCUGGUGGGAUCAUGUCGGCUUCGUGGAGAGUUCGCGCGACGCGCAGCUCGGCCGGGGGACGUUCGGAAACGUCUUCCGCGCGCGCUGGCGCCGCGCCCUGCAGCCCGCCUUCUGCUGCGCCAAGUGCGAUGCAGACCUCCAGCGCGAACUCGAGAGGGAGGGAACGAAGGAGACACUCCGCCCCGCGCAAGGCUCUGCCGCCGCGGAGAGCGGCACGCCGCUGGCGCCGGCGUCCUCCCCCUCCUCCUCUCUCCUCGCGUGCGCCUGCGCAUCGGCUCGCGCUGUGCCGCUGGCGAUCAAGGAGUACAAGGCACAGUCCGCCGCGCCUUUCCAGUUCCUCCGCGAAGAGGCCUUUAUGCGGCAUCACAACUCCCACGUGAUACGCCCCCUGGCGACGCGUUCCUUUAAGCCGCUGUUCGCAUCACCCUUCGGGCUCCCUCGACCCGCGACGGCGAGCGGCAAGGCCCUCGCCACCGAGCAGCCGCGCGCAGCCGCCGCGGAGAACAAACCGGACGACAACACGCCUCCAACACGGCGCGCGGGCGACGAAGGCGAGGCUCGAGAGGCGAGGACAGGCAUGGGCGGCGCCUCGAACGGCCAAGAGAGAGAGAAGCUCGCGGCGGCGAGGGAGCGCGCAGAAGCGGAGGAACGGCGGCGACGCGAAGAGAAGCGCGGCGAGAGGCCGCCUGCGCAGGGCGGCGGCUCGUCGCUGCGGCAGUUUCAGCUGCUUAUGCACCGUGCGCGAGGCGAUUUGAUGGUGAUGCUCAAGCGGUUGAUCCUUCGCAGAGCGAAGGUAAAGCUGCUUCUCGCGUGGGAGCACGAGCGGCUGCGGAAGAACGAGCGAGGCGCAGACGGACUCGAAGGCGAGGGCGACGCAGGCGAGCGAGCCCCGGCCGCCGAGGCCAUGCGCGACGAGCCUCUGGAGGCGCAGACGGGCAACGCUGCGUCAGAGGGCGAGAGAGAAGAGCUCGCGUCCCUGUCGCCCAGCCCUCUCGCCUCGGCGCCUUCGGCGUCGGUGUGGCGGGCGCUGGGCUCUCCGGGGCUGACGGAGUUCGAGAUGAAGUUCCUCUUUGCGCAGCUGCUGAGCGGCGGCGCCUUUCUGCAGUGCUGCUGCGAGGCGGACGUCGCGCGGAUCGUAGACAUCAAGGUGUCGAAUAUCUUGGUCUUCUGCGACGAGAAGAGUAUCUUCUCGCCGCUGCGCUGGCACCUGGUGCUGGCUGAUUUUGGCUCGUCCCUCGUGCUCCACCCGUCUGACCACUUUGCCUCCUCGACGCCGUGGACUGCCGGCCGCGAGGAGAAGAAGCAGCAGUGGAUGCUGCAGACGCAGCGGCAACUCAACACGUACAACCAAGGCACGACGUAUACGAACGCCCCUGAAGCUCUGCGCUUCGACAAACUCGGGAGACUCCGCGACCUGCCGUCUGCCUCGCUCUCCCUCUCCCUCCCCUCCGCCGCGUCGCUCGCCGCGGGCAUCCGCGCCGGCGCGCCGCCUGCGCGCGAGGGCAGCAACCGCAGCCGCAGGGAGGAGACACCCCGCAGAGACGCGGACACGCGGACUCGCGGCGAGGCCGAACAUAAGCGCCGAAAGCUGCUCGCGGACGCCGGGCUCCUGGCGCGGAGAAAGCCCGAGAGCGACGGCGAGCAAGAGGACGCGCAGGCGCGGAAGGUCGCGCGGAGCCAGGUCCCGCGAGAGGGAGGCGACGGCGCGGGCGAGAAAAGGAACGACGAGGCCGAGACGCGAGGAGAAGUCACCGACGCCCAGCAGCCAGGCGGCGAAGAGACAGGCUCUUCAAGGUCCCUGCUCAGCCGCAGGGCGGGCGGGUCGGUGUCUUCGUGCCCAGCGUCUUCCUCGUCGUCGUCGUCGCUGCCCUUCCUCUCGUCUGCCUCGUCGCGCAAGUCUUCGCUCUUGGGCAGCGUGAGUCGCAGCGGCGUCACAACCGCGACGCUGAAGAAGGAGUGCUCCGCGCGUCAGAGAGAGCGCGCGUGGCUACGGCAGCUGAAGAAGCAUCAGGGUCUCCUGCCGUUCUCAUCGUCUUCCUCUUCUUCGGCUCAGGCCGCGCGCAAGCCCGUCUCCUCGGGGGGGUCGUCCUUCUCGUCGCUCGCCUCCACCUCGUUCGCGACGUCCGCCGCGCCACUGGCGCUGCGGCGCUCUUCGCACCGCGCCUGCAGAGCGAGGGAGGAGGGUCGGGCCUCGGAGAGCAGCGCCCGCGAGACGCAGUUGGGAGAUUGCGAAGCCGCGCAGCCAGGCGGCGAGAAGAAGCGGAAGCGCGCAGAGGAAGGGGAGGAGCUCGACCCAGCGGCCGCCGCAGACGAGGGGGGCGCACCGCGUGCGCGCAGCGGACGCGCAAGCGCCGCCGCGACGGCGAAGGAGGAAGACGAGAAGGAGAACGUAAAGCAGAAUACCGCCAGCCGGCCGCGAGCAGCGCCUCAGGGAUCUCAGGGCUCCGUCGUCGAGGGCGAGCGGAAAUUUGCGCAGGUCGCGUCGAGCAAGUCGAUGGAGCGACGAGGCGAGGACGCCAGCCAAGGCGGAGGAGGACGGACCGCGGAUGUGCUUGCAGCGCGGCGUCGCGAAGCAAAGGCGGAGAGUGGAGCCGCCGAGACGCGCAGAGCGGACCAAACGCUUGCCGCGCGCGCGUCGCUCCCCAUUACGAAGCACGCGGACGCCUGGAGCUUCGGCGUGACUCUGGCGGAGCUCGCGAAGGGCGGCGGGUGCUGCUGCCCGCCUGCGUUUCUCGCGGCGACGAGCUCACCGCAGGCCUCCGGCGCCGGUGGCCGCCCGCCCUGUCUUUGCGCGACCCCCGAGGGGAGCGCGCACUUCGAGGAGGCCGAGCGGCGGGCCCGCGCGCUGCUGCUGCGCCUCCACGAGGAGCGACGGAGACUCGACAGGAAGCGAUGCGCCGAAGGCGAGUCUCCAUCGGUCCUCGCGGAGGCGCCGGGCGACGCGCCGCAGAAACGUCUUGGCGAUGCCGGAGACGCGCUAGAGGCCAAGCGCCUGCAACCGGCGGCGGCAGGCAUGAAGGACGAUGAAGGCGUGGCGAGCCGCGUUCGCGUGCGCAGCUCGCUGGAAGAGAAGGCGGCGGAGAGUCCUGCGGAGAAGCCGCGACGCAGCCCGCGGGUCCUACAGCGCGAGGCCGAGGAGCUGGGGGGGCGGCAGUCGAAGAAGAAAAAGCCGGGCGCGGCUGCGGAGUCCGAGGACGCGCCGAAAGAUGCGCAGGACACGCCGAGCUCCUCGCCGCAUCGGAGACUGACGCGCGCGCAGAUACGCAAGUCGCGAGAGGAGGACCUGCAGAAGAAACUGUCGCCGACUCCGAAGCGGACGGCGCACGCGCGAGGACAGGCCGCGCACUCGACCGCUGCUGCGAAGCCGCUGCGCGCGACGCCGACUCGCGCCUGCAAGACCCGCUCGCAGCCCGAGCCUUCGUCUCCUCUCUCGCCCUCUCCCACGUCGCCAUCUCCCAGGUCGCCGCCGUCUGCGACGCCGCCGCCUGCGACUCCGGCGGCUGCGUCUGGGCGGGUGGCACGGGGGUCUCCGGCUGCGUCGUCGUGUUCGCCGGCUGCGCGGGGCUCGGAGCGCGAGGAGGAAGAGUUUUUCGAGGCGUUCGCGGCCCCGGUGUCGGCGGUCCUGCCGGUGCCUUCGUUCGUCGCAGUCUGGGCCGCGCGCCACGCAGAGUUCGGCGGCUUCUGGGUCGCCUCGAAGAUGCUCUGCCAGGCGAUUGGGCACGGCCUCUUCCGCGUGCGGAACGAAGACGAGCAGCGCAGACUCGAGAAGAAGGGCGAGACGCAUGCGCGGCAGUGGCUCGGCCGCGCGCCCGAAGCACUCGACGCCGAGGAUCGCAAGCAACUGCACAGAAUGGCCUGGAACUGGGUCGUCGCCAGACAAACCGCCUGGACGUGCGACUGCGAGCUCCCCGAGCGGAUCUCGCGUCUGCAGCGUGACAGCGCGAUCGGCUCGGCGUCGUCGUCGCCGGCGUCGUCGCUCUCGCCUGCGUUCUGGCACUUACUCGCCUCGCUCUUGUCCUAUCACGCGCCGGAUCGCCCGCUGCCGGCCGAGGCUCUCGGACACGUCUGGUUUGCCUCUUCGGGCGCGGCGGGGUCGCGCGCGUCCGCGCGCCUCGUGUUUGACCUCAUCGACGCCCUGCCUGGCUUCGCGAACUUCCACCUGCCCGCCGAGCAUCUACGCGGCCGCAACAAGCGCCUGCGCUACAACGUCCCGCCGCGCGGCCCAAAUCCCCACAUCGCCCCUUCCACUGCGCUCCAAAAGUCGCGCGCCCCUUUUCUUGCCCCUGUCUCCACUGUCUCCACUGUCCCCACUGUCUCCGCUGUCUCUGCGGCCGCGCCUUCGCGCGGGGAGGCGGGGUGCGGCGACGGCGGCUUCUACAGAGGCUACGGGGCUGUCUCUCGGCGUCCGCACGCCUGGUUCACCGGGGCGCUCCACGGUCUCUCGGCGUCCUUCUCCGCGGCGCUCGCGGCGGCCGCCGCGCGGGGCUGCGCCGCGCGCGGCGCCAGCGGCGAGGCGGGCGCGGUGCGGGACGACGAGGCCGCGGACGCGAAGAGGCAGAACCUGAGCGGAGGCGCCCGGGUGGAGGCGAGCGGCCGCCGCGGCUCGGAGGAAGGGCCCGAGACCGACGCGCGCGCCGCAGGCGGAAGCGAAGCGCGUGGCGAGGUAGGAGGCGCGUCGCCGCCGGGUGAGAGUUCGCUGCUCAAGCCUGCUUCGCUGGUCGCGAGAGGAGGCGCCUCGGCGCCGUGGAGCGCGAUGUUGGCUGCCGGCGACGAGGUUACUCGCUCGAUAUGCGCGCAGGAGGCGCAUGUUUUGAGCAAGAACGAGCGGCUGCUCUGGGGGCGGACGGGGAUUCUGUUCCAGCAUCUCUUCACUUUGAAGCAGAAGGAAAACUGGUCGUGGGAGGAUGUCUGCUCGUCCUACGCCGCCCACAGACUUGGCAAGCUCCUGCUGGCGCUCCACCGCGAGAAACGAGGCGGCGAAGGACGCGCCGCACGCGCCGGAGCGACCGACGGCGAGAAAAAGAGAAAGCGGUUGACCGCACAAGCAGCCGACAAAGAGGGACUGUAG
Besnoitia besnoiti is the source of this 13434-nucleotide messenger RNA. RefSeq lists its product as uncharacterized. The transcript is spliced from 2 exons. The record is from RefSeq and is a predicted model, not a curated record. The coding region runs from base 1 to 13434 and encodes 4477 amino acids. Lineage: Eukaryota; Apicomplexa; Conoidasida; Eucoccidiorida; Sarcocystidae.